Messenger RNA from Penicillium maclennaniae, 834 nucleotides. RefSeq names its product proteasome core particle subunit beta 2 (gene pup1). Gene Ontology annotation, cellular component: proteasome core complex. Lineage: Eukaryota; Fungi; Ascomycota; Eurotiomycetes; Eurotiales; Aspergillaceae. The coding region runs from base 1 to 834 and encodes 277 amino acids. Gene Ontology annotation, molecular function: threonine-type endopeptidase activity. The record is from RefSeq and is a predicted model, not a curated record. The transcript is spliced from 3 exons.
AUGCCGGGCUUCGACUUCUCCAACUACAACCGCAACGCGGCUCUUCACGCCAAAGGGGUUCCCCUUCCCAAAGCCACUAGCACCGGUACAACAAUUGUCGGAUGCAUUUAUGAUAACGGAGUUGUGAUUGCAGCAGAUACCAGAGCUACCAGCGGCCCUAUAGUAGCAGACAAGAACUGCGAGAAACUACACUACAUCGCCCCCAAAAUCUGGUGUGCCGGUGCUGGUACCGCCGCCGACACUGAGUUCACCACCGCCCUCAUCAGUUCCAAUGUCGAGCUACACUCGCUAUCGACAGGCCGUGACCCCCGAGUGAUCACCUGCAUGACGAUGCUGAAGCAGCACCUCUUCCGCUACCAGGGUCACAUUGGUGCCUACCUGGUGGUUGCAGGUGUCGAUCCGACCGGAGUUGGCCUGUACACCGUUCACGCACACGGUUCGACGGACAAGCUGCCUUACGUGACAAUGGGAUCUGGCUCGCUGGCGGCUAUGUCUGUGUUCGAGUCGAUGUGGCAGCCAGACCUGGACAAGGAGGGAGCUAUCAAGCUCUGCGCCGAGGCGAUUAAGGCCGGUAUCUUCAACGAUUUGGGGUCCGGUAGCAACGUUGACGUGUGUGUCAUUGAGAAGGACAAGCCCACUCAGCUGCUCCGCAAUUACGAGAAGCCCAACGAGCGUGGUCAGAAGGAGCGCAACUACAGAUUCCCUCGCGGCACUACCGCUUGGCUAAACCAGAAGAUCAUCAGCAAGGACGAUAUGAAGAAAUAUGUCACCAUCCAGACUUUGUCUGGGGAUGACAACCUUGCUGCUGGUGAGAAGAUGGAAGUUGAUGCUUAG